Nilaparvata lugens (brown planthopper) is the source of this 4174-nucleotide messenger RNA. RefSeq names its product glycoprotein-N-acetylgalactosamine 3-beta-galactosyltransferase 1. Gene Ontology annotation, molecular function: N-acetylgalactosaminide beta-1,3-galactosyltransferase activity. The coding region runs from base 285 to 1502 and encodes 405 amino acids. NCBI's taxonomy places the organism in Eukaryota, Metazoa, Arthropoda, Insecta, Hemiptera, Delphacidae. The record is from RefSeq and is a predicted model, not a curated record. Gene Ontology annotation, cellular component: membrane. The transcript has 11 exons.
UCCAUUUUAUAUUAUCGUUUAUCGUUAUCGCGGCACAAUUAUAGGGGCAAUACCAUUGUAAUAUGAGUUCCUAGACAAAUAGUUGCAGUAAUUGGUUACUGAUUGCUCAAGUAUGUUGUUUAGAUAAGUGCCAGACACUCGAAUUAUCUUAUUCUACAAUGUGAAUUCAUCAAUAGCAACGCUAGGCCCUUCAGACGGGUUGGGACUCUGGAAAUACAAUAAAACUGAAAAACUGGAAUUUGGUCUACUAAAAUUUCCCUGCUGGAAUCAAGUCUUCUAGAAUCAUGACAGAAAACCGCUUUAGAUACAGUAAACGGAUUUUACACACAGGCCCCUCAAGACAGGUGGUAGGUCGGACUUUUGUGACCACUUUGGCAAUAGGAAUAGUUUUCGGUUUUACGUUUGCCUAUGUCUUGCUAUCAACGGCCACCUAUCAUAUUGGCAAUAUGGGUUUCUACUCGCAAAGAAGUGAGGAGAAACGACAUCACCAUCACGAUCCUCACUCGGCCAGCGACGCGGAGGAUGAGGAGGGAGAUGAAGAGGGUGUGGGAGGAGGAGGGGUGUACGGAGACGUGGGUGCUCAUUCCGAUGACGAGGAGUUCCAUAAAGGAGUGGACGACAGCGUUGCCAGGUCGUUGUUUGAGCGUGUUCGGGUCGUCUGCUGGGUGAUGACGUCACCGAAAAACCACCAGAAAAAGGCUCGACACGUGAAGGCCACGUGGGGCAAACGAUGUAACACACUGCUGUUCAUGAGCUCUGAAAAUGAUACUUCACUGCCAUCUAUAGCUCUCCCAGUGGAGGAAGGCCGUGAAAAUUUGUGGGCUAAAACUAAGGAGGCCUUCAAGUAUGUCUACAAGCACCACCUGGAAACAGCUGAUUGGGUUCUCAAGGCCGACGAUGAUACGUAUGUAAUUGUGGAAAAUCUAAGAUUUAUGUUAGCUGAGCAUAAUGCCUCGGAGCCUAUGUACUUUGGCUGUCGAUUCAGGCCCUAUGUGAAACAGGGAUAUAUGAGUGGUGGAGCAGGUUAUGUACUGAGUAGAGAAGCUGUGCGGAGAUUGGUCGAGGAUGGACUCACGAAUCCGAAAAAAUGUCGAAAAGAUGCUGGUGGUGCCGAGGACGUUGAAAUUGGCAAGUGUUUAGAGAGAGUGAAAGUGCUUGCAAUGGACUCUAGAGACUCGAUGGCGAGGGGACGAUUCUUCCCGUUCAUUCCCGAACACCAUCUGAUCCCUGGCCACUCGGAUCCCGACUUCUGGUACUGGAAAUACAUCUACUAUCCCAGUCCUGAGGGUUUGGAGUGCUGUUCAGAUCAUGCCAUAUCGUUUCACUAUGUCUCACCCAAUAUGAUGUAUGUCAUGGAGUAUCUCAUUUACCAUUUGCGACCCUAUGGUAUCACACACACCUACCAGAAUCCGCGAACAACGCCGCCAUAUUUGAUUUCAAACAACAACAGCAACAUUUCUGCAACAUCAGCUGAUUCACAACAACAGCCGAAUGGCCGGUAGCUGGAUGACAACAAUUUGGGAAACCAGCUGUUUCCCAAGGACAAACAGAGGACAACAUAUUGAAAAAUAAUCAUUUUCUCAAGGUCAAAUAGAGGUGGAAACUAAUUUGAAGAAUCAGCUGUUUCUCAAGGUCAAAAAGAUGACAACUUCUCAAGUUCAAAUAGAAGGUGGAAAUGUAUUUGAAGAAUCAGCUGUUUCCCAAGGUUGAAUAAUGAUUUUGGAGGUUAUGUGCGCAGUGAAUGAAGACCAGCUGUGGUUCAAGGACAAUGUGAAAAGGUGGGUUAUUGGAAGAUUUAUUACUACAUCAAUUUUGAGGUUAUGUAUUGGUCAAGUUUAUGAAUGUUAUUGUUGAAGAUUUCCAGAUGCUUCAUUGUGGUUGACAGUUUUUGGAGGUUAUUUAGAGGUUAAGAGUCAAGUUCAAGGUCAUUUGAAGAUUCCCAGAUCAGCGGUUUUUUGAAACAUGUGUGUUUGGAACAGCUGUUUCAUGUGGAAGACAGUCUUUGUAGGUUAUUUAGAGUUUAAGAGUCAAGGUCAAUACCAUUUGAAGAUUCCCAGAUCAGCUGUUUUUUGGAACAUGGGUGUUUGGAACAGCUGUUUCAUGUGGAAGACAAAUUUUGUAGGUUAAUUAGAGGUUGAGAGUCAAGUUCAAUACCAUUUGAAGAUUCCCAGAUCAGCUGUUUUUUGGAACAUGGGUGUUUGGAACAGCUGUUUCAUGUGGAAGACAAAUUUUGUAGGUUAAUUAGAGGUUGAGAGUCAAGUUCAAUACCAUUUGAAGAUUCCCAGAUCAGCGGCUUUUUGGAACAUGGGUAUUUGGAACAGCUGUUUCAUGUAGAAGACCUUAGACCAGUUAUAGAAAAGACACGCUGGGAAGUCUAGCCUCUAAAGCCAACAUCUACUGCCAUAUCGCCUCAUCGUGAUGUCAUAAUCGGAUUGAAAACUUUCAGAUUGUAUCAUAUUUCAGAAGGAUGUAAAUUAUUAUUCAUUAAAAUGGUGAACUUCCACUGAAAUAGACUCAAUCUGCUAUGGAAAACAAUGUAAACAAACUCUACAGAAAAGUUUUCUAUCUGAUGCUGACGUCACGAUUUGGAGAUAUGGCAGUAGAUGUUGGCUUCAUCGACUUUCAGUAUGAAUAUACAAUAGACCGUGUCUAUUCUAUAACUGGUCUAAGUAGAAGACAGUCUUUGUAGGUUAUUUGGAGUUGAAGAGUCAAGGUCUAUACUAUUUGAAGAUUCCCAGAUCAGCUGUUUUUUGGAAAAUGUGUGUUUAAAGUUUAUAUAAGAGUCAGGAGCCCAAGUUUAUUUCAGUGUGGGGUUAUUCUUGGAUCAUAUCUGUGUUGUGUGUUCUAGUGUUGUUCUUUUUCUUUUUUGGUGGAUUGUUUUUUUAAUUAUGUAGAGGGGUCAAACCAAGGUCAUAGAUUAUGUUCUAAAGAAGACGUUAUUCUGCUUUUUGAAGAUUGAUUUAAAUGAAGACAGAGGAAGACAGCCUAUGUGAAGUAGUAAAGGAAGAAGAAGAAGAUGAUGAUGAUGAUGAUGAUCACGAAGAAGAGAAGAGGAGAAGAUGCAGACUUUUUUGAAGAUUGAUUUAUAAAGAAGAAGAAGAAGAAAAUGAAAAUGUAGAAGAAGAUGAAAGGAAAAGAUAGGGAAGAAAAAGAAGACAACAAAAAAGUAGAAGAAAAGAAGGAAAAGAAGAAAUCUUCAAAAUGCAAUACAUUCUGACUGACCAAUCUUAUAACCAUAGAUUAAUUCGUUGCUAUUUAAUUUCUAGAUUGUUAUAACGUUUCCAGCUACCCAAAGACAUUGAUCAUUUCAAACUGAUCAAAUAAUGAAUUGUCUGACGAUUUUUUUAUUAUAAAAUUGAUGCUAAUCCAAAGAAUAUUUGUAGUAGUCUCAAGGCCGGGUUUCUAGGACACUGAUUGAAUCUAAUGAUCAUUAAAUCUACUGGUAGAGUUUUUUCAAGUAAUAAAAACAUUUAGUGUGACAGAAGACCACCUGUUAUCCAAGGCUUCAACUUUCUGCUUUCUGAACAUAAUUUGUUGUAUUUGUCUCCAAUAUUUCCAAUGUAAUGCAAUUUAAAUUGGUAGGAGCGGUAUCUACAUCGGUUGAUUCUGAUACUCUUUCGUUUCGUUUUUAAGGGAAUCUGUUAUAUUUGGCCAGUUCAUUUUCUUAUAGCAGUUUUGAUCUGAGUUGUUAGUUUUUGAAUCGCUUGAAUUGAUAUUGAGGCAUGUGAGGUAUUAUGAUGUCUGUAUUCAGUAUCGAAGAGUAAGCAAAGCAGUUUUUUGGAAGUGAGAUGGAAAAAUGAACUAUACAGGUUGUGGGACGAGUUGCUUUUCAAUGCAUGCUAAAAACCCAUUUUCAUAUAAAGGUGCGUACAGAUAUACGCGCCGCGAACAUGAGCAAUUCACUUUUAAUCAGCUGAUUGGGCCUUUAUCUUUAUUUUUACAGAAACGGUAAGAUACAGUUAUAGAAAGCUUGGCAUUAGCUGAUUAAAAGUGAAUUGCUCAUGUUCGCGCCGCGUAAAUCUGUACGCACCUUAAGAUAUCCAGGUAACGCUCUUCUUGUAAAUUGGGGUUUAGAAUUAUUUAUUCAUCAUUUUCGUGUUGUGCCCUCGACCAGAGACAUUAUUGAUCUGAAAUCUGAAACAAAUUUUACUAUCGUCAAUCUAAAUCUUAUCGU